AUGCGACUUCGUGCCACCUUGUCAGCCAUCUUGGUCAGUGCGAGUGCUCUUGUACACGCAGCACCAUCGAGUACAUCCCAAAAGAGAAGCGUCGACUUCAAUUGGGGCAGCACCAAAGUCCGUGGCGUCAACCUGGGAGGAUGGCUGGUCCUUGAACCGUUCAUCACCCCCUCGAUGUUCGAGUCCCACAGCACGCCCGACUACGCUGUCAUCGACGAAUGGACCCUCUGCGAGAAGCUCGGCAAGCAAGGCUGCUACGACGCCCUCAAACCCCACUGGGACUCGUUUGUCUCUCUGCAGGACUUCCAAAAGAUCCGUGACGCUGGCUUCAACAUGGUCCGCAUCCCUAUCGGCUACUGGUCUUACGUCGAGCCUUGGGGCCCCUUCACUUCAGGCGCAGCCCCUUACCUGGACAAAGCCAUUACCUGGGCGCGCGAGACUGGACUCAAAGUCGUCAUCGACCUGCACGGUGCGCCGAAGAGCCAGAACGGAUUCGACCACAGCGGUCAAAAGCUGGCGUAUCCGGCAUGGGGCGAUGCGGAUAGUCUGGCGUACACGCACCAGACGCUCACGAUCCUCAAUGACAAGUAUGCAAAGCCGGACAUGCAAGACGUGGUCGUCGCCAUCCAGCCCCUCAACGAGCCGUUUCUGGCAAUGGUCCCGCAGGAUACGGUCAGACAAUUCUACCGCGAUGCGUUCUACAAUCUGCGCGAAGUGAGCGAUACGCCCGUCAUGUUCCACGAUGGAUUCGUCGACCCGAGCUGGAUGAAUGGGUUCCUUACGCCUCAGGAUAACGGUGCUCAGGGAGUGAUUGUCGAUCAUCAUCAGUACCAGAUCUUCGGUGACGGCCUUGUGGGCAUGGGCGUCGAGCAGCAUCUGGGUAUGGCAUGCAACGCAGUGGACACCUACGCUACGUCUGACAAGUGGACCAUUGUCGGCGAGUGGUCCGGGGCUCUCACUGACUGCGCCCGUCACCUAAAUGGCUUUGCAUCCGGCUCGCGCAUGGAAGGCAGUUACGCCGGUGCAUCCUACGUCGGCUCCUGCACCGGCAAAUCGGGCCAAGUCGACGCCUGGUCCCAAGCCUGGAAAGACAGUGUACGCAGGUACAUUGAGGUUCAGCUCGACGCUUUCGAGGCCAAGACGCAGGGCUGGGUGUUUUGGAACUUCAAGACGGAGGGUAGCGCUGGAGAGUGGGAUCUGUUUCAGCUGCUUGACGGCGGCGUGUUCCCGCAGCCGCUUGAGGGUCGCAAGUUUGAGAAGUACUGCACGAACUUUUGA
Messenger RNA from Ascochyta rabiei, 1278 nucleotides. RefSeq names its product Glucan 1,3-beta-glucosidase. Gene Ontology annotation, cellular component: extracellular region; cell surface. The transcript is spliced from 4 exons. Gene Ontology annotation, molecular function: glucan exo-1,3-beta-glucosidase activity. The record is from RefSeq and is a predicted model, not a curated record. Lineage: Eukaryota; Fungi; Ascomycota; Dothideomycetes; Pleosporales; Didymellaceae. Gene Ontology annotation, biological process: glucan catabolic process. The coding region runs from base 1 to 1278 and encodes 425 amino acids.